Molecule: messenger RNA, 5627 nt
Organism: Euleptes europaea (tarantolino)
Lineage: Eukaryota; Metazoa; Chordata; Lepidosauria; Squamata; Sphaerodactylidae
Gene: CEP295
Product: centrosomal protein 295
Exons: 31
Coding region: 28-5562 (1844 amino acids)
Biological process (GO): regulation of centriole replication
Cellular component (GO): centrosome; centriole; cytosol
Source: RefSeq, a predicted model, not a curated record
GCAUAGGAAUAUUAAAUAUUUCAAAAGAUGAAAAGGAAAGUGGCCAAAGCUGGAAGGUUUAGACUGAGUCCUAAUGAAGAAGCUUUGCUGUUGAAAGAAGAAUAUGAGCGAAGGAGAAAACUAAGGCUGCAGCAGGUUAGAGAGCAGCAGAGGAACAUUGCUUUGCAGAUAAGGCAAGGUGUGAAGCAACGAAGAGAUGAGCAGCUGCAUCAGUUGUCAGAGGAACUAAAGGAAGAGUGGCGGAAAGCACAAGAGGAGAAGAUUAAAGCCUUGGAAAAGCUUUAUCUGGCAAGCCUGAGAGCUAUAGGAGAAGGGCAUAGACAGGCAAAAGAAAACAAACCUGAUCCGGAGGCUGAAGCCAAGCAAAAGGAAAGGAAACAAAGAGCAGAAAGGAGGCAUAAAGAAGCCCUGAAGGAGCAGAAGAACCAGAAACAGAAGUUACUGAAGGAGCAAACAUGGAGGGCAAAUGCGCGGAAACAUGCAUUAGAAGUAGAAAAAGAGAGAGCAGCGAAAAUUGCAAGCCUGCCUCCGCCUCCACCCCAUCCUUUCGAAAAUAUUGAGCUGAAGAGUGUGCCUUCAGUGAAAGUCUCAGAUGGGGACAGUUUUGCAGUUAGUCGUCACCACUUCUUUGAGCCAUACGUGGAUAGAGAAAUGGACAUAGAACAGCCAGAUGCUCGGCUGCUUGCCGAAGAGGAAGCCAAACGGCAGGAAGGACUACAGAACGAAGAAGAAAGGGAAAAGAGAGAACAGCUGGAGAAAGCUCAUCUGAGAGGCAAGCAGGCCUUGAAGAUGGUUCGUCUGGCACGAGACAGGGAAAAGCUGAUGCAAGAGCUUGAGCAGAUGCAGAGUAUGGACCUGGCACGCAGAAGACAGAUUGUUGCCCAGAUGCCACCACAGCUGUUUGAACCAGGCUACAGACGUGAGGAAAUCAAGGAAGAGCGGCAGAGAGAGUUGGAGUGUGCCUUUGAAGACAUGUACACUGGAGACCGGAGAAUGAGAGGAGACCUCAUUCUGCACCUUGACCCACAGCCUUUGCCGACUUUCUCUGAUCGCUCUCAAGAUGAUGAGCUGGAUCUUUCCCAAGAGCCAGGAGAAGUGCUGUCAAAACCGGGAGAUGCACAGGACACAGAGCCAGGUUUGGGGGUUGAAGUAGAAAAGCCACCCGAGACCCAUUCAAAAUUAGCUUUAACAAAAUUGCUAAGCAAGAUCAGGAACCAAAAAGACCACUGGACAUCAAGAUGUGAGCCGGCAGCUUCAAGUGAGACUGAGACUAUUGAGUCAGGAACUAUUUCUAGUAAAGAGAGAAGAUUAUGUGAAUCGGAAUAUGAGGAUGAACCAAACCGUGAUCGUGCUUCUGAAGCAGAGGAGGUGCCAGAAAUGUUGGACCAAACUGUUGUCGGUGGAAAUGCAGUUGUAAGUCUCUCACAAAAGCAAUCAGCCAACAUUGGAAAGGAAGCAGAAAGGCAAAAACAGAUGGAGCAGCUGGAGCACCAAAAACAGCUGCAGCUGGACUUGCUUCAGCAAAUCGAAGAGCAGAGGAUUCAGCUGGAGGUUGACUUGCUGAGGGCCCAAAUGCGGGACCUGGAAGGAGAGGUUGAGAGAGAGCAGGAAAAGAGACCGCAACAGUCUCAAACCAUUCAGAUGAAUGAUGGGGACCUGGCUAUGAACCAGCAGCAGGAAACAGAACUGAAGUUUGAAACUGCCGCAGGAACGCAGGUGGCCAGCAGUUCUAGAGAGGAUGAUCAUAUACGGGUGAUUCGUGACUAUCAGCAGCGUCUUCUUAUGCAAAACAGGAUGCAGAAAGAGUCAGUUGACGAGGCCCGAAAACAUUUACAGGAGUAUCAGAACAAGCUAAAACAGAGAUACCCAUCGGUUUCUGCUGCAUUGUUUGGUCCUCCUGCGGCAGGUCUUCCUCACCUGAACUCUGUCCCUGCACCAUCACUGCUGUUGCAUGGAUCUGAUGCCUCUCAGAGAGCUGGUCAAACAGCACAUUUGCAGUCGAAGUAUGUUUCCGUACAAGAGUUUGCGCAACCAGUUGGGUAUUCAGAAUGUCCCUGGAGGUUGGAAGAGCCCUCGGAGCAGAAAGACGCAGAGCAAAGGUUUGAUGUGGGCGGUUGGGGGCGCGUCCAAAUGACGGAUGCCCAGGUGGAGCAAAGACCUCUUGAGUCGUUCCAGGUUUCUGGUCCAUGCCAAGAGAGAGAAAAAGCUAACCUCGUCGGGACACCUGCCACACAGGUGUUUGAUUUCCAAGGGGUUCCAGGAGUGUUUGUGCUCAAGACACAGGAUACCUCUGCUAAAACACAGCCUGUGCGGCAGGUCCAGUUCACUUUGCCCACAGACACAUCUCUUGGGUCCUCUAAAAGCGUCCAUCCAUACAAAUCAGAAACUUGUGCAGCUCCGGCAGAAAAGACUCAAUUGCCAAAUAUCUUAAUACCCAUGCUGGCAGAGAACAGAGCAACGUUUGACCAUACUUGCCACCCUCCUGUUCAGCCUUUGCCUUUCUCUGCAGCUAGCGAAGCUGGGGGGCUCCAGGAAUUAAAAAAUGGAAGUGGAUCCUUGUCAGGUUAUUCCGAUAUCGUGGAAUUAAGGAACAGGAUUCUGGCGUCCUCCGAGAGCAUACAGGCUCAGCAGGAGCACUUGAGAGAAUUACAGGAGCAGCUGGAUGAGCAGAGGGAGGCGCUUCUUUCUCGACAGAGGGUGCAGGAGGACUCGCUCAUGCGCAAGCAUGCUCAGUUGAAAAAUCAGAUGGAGCAGCAGCAAGAGGCUUUAAGGGUCUUCCUUCAGCAGCCAGGGCAGUCCAGCACGUAUGGAGAGAUGACUCCCCAGGCACGAGAGCCUCACACCUUCGAUCUGCUGGCAACGCUUGCUAAAGAAGCAGACUCCGGCAACCAAGAGGAGGAUGAGUGGGGUCCUACAAGCAGCCCCUCUGAAAAGCCAUUUCAACGUACUUGGGAAAGGGAACCAAAAUGGAGACCUUCAAAACCCCCUUUGGCAAAAGUCAGACUGGGCCUUGAUUUGGAGCAGCAUGAACUGAGUGCUAUACCAGAGCUCGACACGCCAAGGAGCAGCUGGCUUUCUGGUACAGGUUACAGAGAAUCUCUUACCGGAGACCCUUCCUUCACAUCGCAUGCUGGCGAGCUCCAGUCCACCAGUCACCCAGAUGAAUCCCUCCACGAAGAAACUGAUAUAUUAAGAAUUACAGCUGAUGCCAAAGAACAAAGUUCUAGCGAAACUCCCCGGAGCCAAUCAUGGCAGGAGAAGUGGCUGACAGAUGCAAGUAGUUUGCAUGACCCAGUUCACUCAAGAGAACGUUUUCUCACGGAUCAAGGUUUACUAACUUACGCAGCUGAUAUUGGAAGGCAGCUGGCUCUGUAUCCUGGUUCAUCAUUCGGACCAAAUAGCACGGACUUAGAUCCCAGCCUGUUGCUUGCUUCUAAUAGCAGCUCUACCGGCCAACAAGCCCAUAAGGGGCUUCAGCCUGGCGCCAAACGCAAGAACCACCCCGAUAGCUCGAGGAAGAAUGCCAAGAAAAAGAAGGGAGAGGAAAAGAAAAGUGGCACGGCUCCUAGCCGAUCGCCAAGAGCAGAAGGAGCCAUCACGGUAGCGCUGAAUACAGUAAGAUUCCUUGGUUCGAGUACAUCAAGUCCCCAGACUCAUGCACAAGAGGCAGCUUGUAGCUCUUUGUCUUCAUCUGCUAUUUCCGCUGCCAGCUUUAUAACCAACGAAAAGCCAUCCCGAAGCUUUGCCAUCACAGUUUCUUCGCUGUAUAAGCAGGAUGAUGCUUCCGAAGCUCCAGAUUCUCAUUUUUCUUUGGGAGAAAGGCUUCGCUCAAACAGUAGAAUCCAGCAGAUCAUAGACAAAUAUACAAGAGAUUUGAGCUGGUCUCUAAGCAACACAUCGUCUCACGAUCUAGCAGUCGGAGUUGAUGUUUUUAAUACUGAGAGGAAUUCCCCUGUUGAACUUUUUCAGCCUUUGGAACCCCAUCCAGACUUCGAUAACUUUUCACCCCUUUCUGAACACCGGCUCUCUCACGAGAGCAAGAACCUCAGCAAGAGUUCAGAUUUAUCUGGGAGCCGCGAAUUACCACUUUUGAACUCGGGAGAAAGAAGUCUCAGCCUUUCUUUCCUUGCUGCAGGAAAACAAAGCAAUACUCUGCAAACAAAAGAGGCUGAUGAGACAAAAGAGCAUAUUGAAGCUGCUUCACUCGAGCUUAGCCGGAGUGCUGAUGAACCUGCGGACCUCACCGCUAUGUCUGAACACGAUACAUUUGAGCAAAUGAGAAAAUCUUUGGAGAAUAUGUAUAUUUCACCUGAAUGUGUACAACCUGAGGUACUGGAAGGAGGCGAGGCGAAGGUCAGUCCCCUUUCUCCCAUCGAAAACUUUCGUAGCCCGAGUCCCAUAGAAGAUUGCGGCUCGUUUUAUCAGCUCAUUCCCAAUUAUGGGUUGCUGAAAAAUGCUCUUGGAACGACCCCUUCCGUAAAAGUGGAUGUGGUAUCCAGAGAAGAGAACCUGUGUUUUGUCGAACUGCCUGUUGCUUCAACUGACCCAAAGCAUGAGACAGUACCAGAAACUGUAAUUAUGAACGAAGACAGAGAAAUGGAUUGCUUCCAGUGUGCUUCAUAUACUGUGGGGCAACAGAGAUCUCUACCAACAGAGACACUGCUGAGUUCAACUCAAGAAGCAAGCUCUGAAAUCUCAGCCAGUCCUGGGCACAAUUCUGCGCAGCAAAGUGGCUGUGUGCUGGAUACAUUUCAAUGUUCAUAUCCAAGUGCUGCUCGUGUUAAAAGCUUCGAUUCCUGUUUGUCGCAGAAUAAUGUCCCCGUGUGGGAGCGGCAGAUGGGGAGAGGCAUUAUGGAGGAGCCUGAAUUGACUCUAACCAGCUCCAACGACAUCAGCAUUGCAGGCUCAGACUGGGAACCUCUUAACCAAGCAGACGCCAGAACGGAAGAAACUGAAUGCCUGCCACGUGGUAGCCGUCCUGAAGCCAAAAGCUGUUCAGAGAGCAGAAGGUUUUUACCUUUAAAGGCAGAAGUGAAUGAUUCCACUUCCGCUCAGCCCAACAACUGUCCUUCAGUAGCUCAAAGUACCGAAGAGGAUUGGUGUCAGAACCACAAGCCAAAAACAAUGUUCUUAGAGUUUCUGCCUGCCCAUGGCAGCUUACAAGAAUCGUUUUUCAACCACAAGAAAAAAUUCAUUGAGGAAUCUUCUAAAAGACUGGAGAAAAUUAAAAGUAGACAGCAGCGUUCUACAAAGCCUCAAGUGAAAGGACCCCCACAGAGAACAACAAAACUUCACAAAGCAAAAGAGAACUCACCCUCCUCUGGAGCAGCUGUGAGUCAUUUGAAGAAAGUGGUGGAAGUGAAAGUGUGGUCUGCAGAGGACAGAAAGGUGGCAGAUGUGGAAAUGCACCAGCGCACUUCAAGAUUGUAUAAUAAUCUCACCGAAGUGAAAAUCCGCAAGGACGAGAGAGAGAGACGAGAAACAUACGCCAAAAACCGGGAAAAGGCAAAGGAAUUUCAGAAGAAAACACUGGAAAUGCUACGAGCUAAAAAAACACAUUGAAGUACUCUUCAGAAAGCAUCUUGGUAAUGGAAGUUCAGUACAGGAUAAAAAGACGAGGUCAACUU